AGGUAAUAGUGUUUGCAAUAAAGCACUCAAACAGAGCGAGACUACUACUACCGAUUCACCACUAUUGAGACAAUGCUCACCACUACCAAAUCAAAACAAGACGGAUCCGAUGAGGGAUAUGUCGGUACUCCAACUAACUCACCACCAGUGGUGUGUCAAGACAAAACAUUGUCCACCAGUACCGACACUGGGCACGGCGUGAUCGAUGAAGCUUACGGCGAUACUCUAUCCAUCUCACCAUCUGCGAUGCGUCGAGACGCUGCGGAGCAACCGACGGUGCUUGAACAGAUUAUCAAGCUCGCUACAGAUCAGGAUUUGGAGCGGAAGAAACUUAGCGAGAAGUUGGCUAUCACGGCCAAGAAUCUGAAGGACAUGA
Sphaeroforma arctica JP610 is the source of this 376-nucleotide messenger RNA. NCBI's taxonomy places the organism in Eukaryota, Ichthyosporea, Ichthyophonida. The record is from the annotation of a RefSeq genome assembly.